AAGUCGCUCCAUCCCACCACCAUCAUCACCGUCGCCAUGGUCGUCGCUGUCCACACUCCUACACCGCCAGGCGGUGUCAAGUCUUACUAUCAGGCCAAGAUUGAGGCGGCCGAGAUUCUUAUUAACCAGAAAACACAGAACUUGCGCCGUCUAGAAGCACAACGAAAUGCUCUGAACGCUCGAGUCAGAUUACUUCGGGAGGAGCUUCAGCUUCUACACGAACCGGGUAGCUACGUUGGAGAGGUCGUGAAAGUCAUGGGGAAGAACAAGGUGUUGGUGAAGGUACAGCCUGAGGGCAAAUACAUCGUGGACUUUGACCAGGAAGUUGAUGUCGCCACUCUGACCCCGUCCCUUCGUGUUGCCCUUCGGUCCGAUUCAUACACCAUCCAUAAGAUCCUUCCAAACAAGGUCGAUCCUCUGGUCUCGCUCAUGAUGGUCGAGAAGGUUCCGGACAGUACCUACGAAAUGGUCGGUGGUCUCGACAAGCAGAUCAAGGAGAUCAAGGAGGUCAUCGAGCUUCCCGUCAAACAUCCCGAGCUCUUCGAGUCUCUUGGUAUCGCUCAGCCUAAGGGUGUUCUCUUGUACGGCCCUCCAGGCACCGGAAAAACCCUGUUGGCCAGGGCGGUGGCACACCACACCGAUUGCAGAUUCAUCAGGGUAUCUGGUUCGGAGCUAGUGCAGAAAUAUAUCGGAGAAGGUAGCCGGAUGGUCAGGGAGUUGUUCGUCAUGGCGCGGGAGCACGCUCCAAGUAUCAUCUUUAUGGACGAGAUUGAUUCCAUUGGAAGUUCUCGUGGAGACGGGGGGUCGGGAAGUUCGGAUUCGGAGGUGCAAAGGACGAUGUUGGAACUGCUCAACCAGCUCGAUGGGUUUGAGCCGACAAAGAAUAUCAAGGUUAUCAUGGCUACUAACCGCAUAGAUAUUCUUGACUCAGCACUUCUUCGACCUGGUCGUAUCGACCGCAAGAUCGAGUUCCCACCUCCUGGCCCCGAGGCACGCGUCGCCAUCUUGCGGAUCCACUCACGCAAGAUGUCUCUUCAGCGAGGUAUCAACCUUCGCGCGUUGGCGGAGAAAAUGGGUCAAUGUUCUGGUGCCGAAGUCCGCGGUAUAUGCACAGAGGCAGGCACGUAUAACCCUCUCACCCCACCUCCUUGUGAAGUAUCUCUCGCUUACUUGAUGUUUUUCGCUCCCAUAGGUAUGUACGCACUUCGCGAGCGCAGACAACAUGUUACCCAAGAAGACUUUGAGUUCGCUGUAGCGAAGGUUUUGAAGAAGAACCAGGAGGGAAAUACGUCUGUCAACAAGUUGUUCUCGUGAUCGGCCCAUUGUACCACUUCGGAUCGCUGUGUAUCUCUGUAUCUAUCACUUUCCUCUUGUUUGCUCCGUUCUGCGUUGCCGCCGGCAAGCUCUAGGGCUGGAGUCUUG
Stereum hirsutum FP-91666 SS1 is the source of this 1422-nucleotide messenger RNA. Its product is annotated as 26S proteasome regulatory complex ATPase RPT6. Gene Ontology annotation, cellular component: proteasome regulatory particle, base subcomplex. The record is from RefSeq and is a predicted model, not a curated record. Gene Ontology annotation, molecular function: proteasome-activating activity; ATP hydrolysis activity; ATP binding. Gene Ontology annotation, biological process: proteasome-mediated ubiquitin-dependent protein catabolic process. Lineage: Eukaryota; Fungi; Basidiomycota; Agaricomycetes; Russulales; Stereaceae. The coding region runs from base 37 to 1314 and encodes 425 amino acids. The transcript is spliced from 6 exons.